CCUCGAUGUACGCCAGAGCACGAGUCAAAUGUGUUAUCGAGUUUAUUGAAAAUAUAUCACAAUGAGUAUAAUUAACCAACUACUGGCUACAGCAAUAAUAAGUUACGUAUGUACGACCUUGGGCCUACUAUACACACUCCCGUCUUCUACAAUCAAGCUCUUCGGUUCAGAAAAUACACCAUUAAAUCGAAUUAUGACAAAAACUGAAAUUUCAGUUAUGGGAAGUAUUUCGUCUGCUAGCACGCUUAUAAUAACUCCAUUUUGUGGUUAUCUUUUGGACCAAUUUGGAAGGAAGCGUUCCUUAAUUAUUUUCUUUUUGCCACAAUUGCUGGCUUGGAUAUUAUUGGUUUUAAUGAAAAGAGUUGAAGCGUUUAUUUGUGCGAUGUUCCUCUGCGGUCUUAGUGGCAGUAUAUUUCCUAUCGUUCCGGUCUACAUCAAUGAGUUUUGUGAACCAUCCAUCAGAGGAGCCCUCAGUUCCAGUGGUGUAAUCUUCCAUGGAUUAGGAAUGUUAUUAUCAUAUUGGAUAGGUGGUACACAAGAGUAUACUAUAAUCAACUAUAUAGGACUGAGUUUGGCGGUCAUUGGUAUGAUAUUGCUCUUGUUCUUAAAAGAAUCACCCUUGUAUUUGAUGAAGAAGGGCUUGGAAAAAGAAGCUGCUAAAACCAUCACCUAUUAUAAAGGACUUAACCUUGAUUGUAAAGAAAUAGAAACUCAAUUAGAGAACUUAAGACAAGUUAUAAUAGCAAGUGACAUGAAAAUAAAUGACAUUCCAGAAAAGGACAGCUUAAAGACAGACACAAAAGCACCCCAGAAAAAUGUAUCAAUAUUAAAAUUUUUAAGGAAUUCGCCUUCUACUCGUCGAGCAUUUAUCGUACUAUUCAUUCUUUUUACCACAUCUAUAUUUCAAGGCUUGGUUGUGGUGCAAAUAAACGCAGAACCACUAUUUGCGACUGCAGUUCCGAGCAUGUCAUCAACUUUAUCGUCUAUUAUAUUUGCCUUGACAAUCAUAAUAUCUGGCUUCGUUGAAGCCGUCUUAGUCGAAGCAAUUGGCCGAAGAGUGUUAUUAAUAGGCUCUUCACUGGUCACUGGUCUGAUGUGUCUAAUUUUAGGGACGCAAAUACAAUUUCAGUGGGGUCCAGGCUGGUUGACAGCAGGUUUCAUUUAUAUUUAUUCCAUGACUUAUACUUUUGGCGCUGGUUCUGUGCCAUACGUUUUAACGGGAGAGAUAUUUCUUCCUGAGAUCAAAAGUUUUGCCACCACCUUUAUUUUUGAGUGGUCUUAUUUUUGUACCUUUGUAAUACUUUUUAUGUUUAAUCCACUCUUCAACGCUUUUGGUCUGGGACCAAUCUUUUUUAUUUUUGCCGGUUGUUCUGUCUUCACGGCGGUAUUCGCCUUCAUUUAUCUUCCAGAAACAAAAAACUUGUCAGUAGAUGUAAUUCAACUAAAAUUUUUGGAAAAAAAAUUUUUUUAAGUAGUAUCGUGUGAAUUAAAAUUAUAUAAUGUGUGACGA
Messenger RNA from Danaus plexippus (monarch butterfly), 1510 nucleotides. RefSeq names its product facilitated trehalose transporter Tret1-2 homolog. Gene Ontology annotation, molecular function: transmembrane transporter activity. The record is from RefSeq and is a predicted model, not a curated record. Bases 62 to 1471 code for a protein of 469 amino acids. Gene Ontology annotation, biological process: transmembrane transport. NCBI's taxonomy places the organism in Eukaryota, Metazoa, Arthropoda, Insecta, Lepidoptera, Nymphalidae. The transcript is spliced from 9 exons. Gene Ontology annotation, cellular component: membrane.